This is a messenger RNA of Dacryopinax primogenitus, 1355 nucleotides long. RefSeq lists its product as uncharacterized. The record is from RefSeq and is a predicted model, not a curated record. Bases 1 to 1302 code for a protein of 433 amino acids. The transcript is spliced from 8 exons. Lineage: Eukaryota; Fungi; Basidiomycota; Dacrymycetes; Dacrymycetales; Dacrymycetaceae.
AUGGAAGCGUAUCGAGAGGACGACAUUUAUCUUUCUGAGCUCAGUCCCCCCCCGUCGCCAACGACCGAACGACCCUGCUCGACUUGCCCGGUCAAUGCCGAUGCCAAAGUGUAUGUCGCCAACGAAAGUGAUGUGAAGAACGGGAAGUCAAAUUUCAGGCUCAUUUGCUGCGGCUGUAUCUCUAUUGAGCUGGAGGAGAACACAGAGCGUUCUCGCAUUACUAUUACCAAUCUCGACGAUUCUACCGACAAACCCGUUCUUGAUACCUUCAUGACCCAUAAUACGUGGAUCUCGCAACCUGGUCAGGUCGGAAUGUGGCUUGCUCCGCGUGAUAACGGUCGUCUAGCAUAUCUAGCCUAUCUCUUUGUCUUUAACAAGGAUGACGCUGCGAGAAAUUUUGUCGCCGCAGCGAACCACCUACUUCAGCAUGACAAAACGGUCAAGAAGAACCAAUUGAAGGAGGAGCAGGCGGCCCUUGAUCUUUCUGCAUCAGAGCACCGGAUUUACCUGAUCAAUUCAGUGCCACUUGCUUUGGCUUGCGGGGUUGGUCUCAUAUUGUCCAUCGUCGGCAUCCCCCUCACCAACGGGAACUCUGCAUAUCAAGCGGUUGAAGCUUUCGAGUUGAUCAUUUUCGUCUUUUCUGCUCUGUGGUGGAUAUUGGCUACCAUCUCCCAUCGUGACUUCUUCCUUCAUCAGACUCGGGUAUGGGCUUGGUUUAUGGGCAUCGGAUUUAUCCUCCAAGCUGCGAUUUUUUCCGGGUGGAUGGCCGCUGUACAUGCAUCGCUAGACUGCCCACCACUUCCUCAAUGCGAGACGACUCUUGGCGGCAUCUGCCCUCAGGAUCAGCUUGAUAUCUAUAACGACAUUUUGAUCUGUCAAGUCAAUUGGGGUCUCUUAGGCGCCAACAUUGCCGUUUUUACUCUCGAAUUUUGCGCUAUAUUGACCGUGUUAAUCAUGCGUGUCGUCCCGGCAAUACAAUCACCAGAACGCGGCAUAUGGUACGCCAGCGUGUAUUCGUACGCUGAGAUCAACUGGCGCUUCGUGCCUUGCCCGAAUACGGAGAGAAAGCUGACUCGGCUCGGUUUGAUCAAGUUCAUCCCUUUCAUUCAUCCCUCGUUCCGUCAGCCACAGCCUCCUACGGUCAGGAUUACCACUCUCCGCGAACCCGACAGUCCGGCUACGAUGACGACAUUUUCCCACGACAAGGGCGACUGGCUCAAGAUGAAGGGGUUAUCCGGGCCGGCCAGUGCCCCGACAGAAACCACCGACAAUGCUAGCUCUCGCAGAUCUUCCUUAGUGUAGCAGAAAGCCGAUAGGCUGGAUGUGUUUUCUCAACUUAAUUCCUUGCGUUGUUU